GGUGGUCCUGCCGCCGCCGCCGCCUCCUCAAGGAGUUGCGGGCUUUGCAGGGCCCGCCGUAAUUGCCCCUCCAAGCCCUUCAAAACACUCCCCGGUCCUCCCCAGUCUGCAGCAGACCUGCCUUUGUUAUCCCCUCCACGCCUCAAGAAGCUGCUCUCUCCUCCUCUCUCUUUCCCGACCCUUUUGGGAUUCGUUCCCAGGCAGCCGGUUAGAAAUCAUGCCUCUUCUGCCUGCGUAGAUGUGGUUGUGGCUGCUGCAGUUUUCCCUCUUGAACCCCCUCAGCGUCUUCUUCCCGUUGUAGGUUCGCUUCAGGCCUGUCUUAGCCCUCCUCACCACCCACUUCACUUUCUCAUCUGGUAGAACUGCUGUGGUUGUCUCCUAAGAGGGUGAGCUGGGAAGCCCCCGUUUUUGUCUCUUCUCAAGUAUAAAUCCACUGGGUGAUCUCAGGCUAGCUUCUUGCUCAGCCUCUUCCUGGCUGUCAUGAGGAUAAUACCGGCCGACUGAGUAAGGCUGUUGUAAAGAUGAUUGAGAUGAGUACAUGUGAAGUGCUUUGAAUGGUGUGAAGAAGCCCUGUUAAAUGUGGUGUUAAUAAUGAUAACGUUAUCCACUCUCCAGAAAGAGCCUGUUCCCUCACUGUUAUGUAAACAGCCAGUUUUAAAAUGUCUUAGCCUUUGUGAAGAUGGUCCUGAUUUGAAGGCCAUAACAUAAUAGUCAGGCUUCACACAAUGGGUUUGAAGUCACUCUGUUGGAGGCAGAAUAGCCUUGCAUUUGUUUUAUAUUAAGAAAAAGCUGGAUCUUAUAUGCUUUGGCAUGCUAGAGUAGAACUGUUCAGCCUGCAAAAGGGGUAGGGUGGGAACUCUCUCUGACAAACAUCUAAAGAAGAGAAUAAAGGACGAAAAGUGAGAAUAGGGUAGAAUUCCAGAGUGUAGAGAUCUUUGUGCUGGUGGCAUUUUCCUUCCUGCUGGAGUCACUGUUUAGCACAGCAACCACUGCUGCCUACAAAGAAGCAAGACAGAUUUGGUGGGAGAAGUCAAGGUUGGGAAGUGGAAUAUCAAUGAAGGGAAGAUCCUCCAGAGCCUUCCCUGCUCUCCUCCCUCUGCCACCCCUCCCACAUUUGCAUUCAGCCACUGCCUCAUCAGUCUUGCAGACUGCCACCCUGAGUGUGGCAAGAGAAAAACUCUUAAAGCAAUGAGCUAUAGAAUUGAAGUAGCUUUAAGGGAAGAUGUGGUAUUGAUGAGUGGCUUCACACUGUACCCCAGUGCUAGUUUUAGGUGAACUUUGUAAGCCAGCUACUGAUUUUAGGAUAGCAACCUAGUGAGUUAGUAUUUUAUUAUUCAACAUCAGCAAAGUUGUGGGCAUUAUCCAAAAAGUAGCCAUGGCGCACACCCAGCUGCAUUCCAUGUAGCUUUCUAGAGAGUGAGGUGGAUUUUCUGGAAAGUUUACUGAUGCUAUGGAUUUAAUUUAGCAAGUUUAUUUUAUUUGUAUUUAGUAAAUGAUGCAAAAUAAAAAUGCCUUGUUUAAGUUUUUGGCCCAAUACACUGUAUGUAUUUGACUUGAAAUAUUUGAGAGAGGCAUAUUAAAGCACUUAAUGUGAUUUAAUUGUUGCAUUUAUGAUACAAAAUUUAAUUGGAAUAAUAAAAAUAUAAAGACAAUCGUACUUACUUCCUUUGCAUUGUUGAAAUUUAAGAAAAAAGCAAACAUACUGCAAACUGUUAACACUAAAUUUGGCAACACAAAGAACAGCAUGAUAUGUUGAUAACCUAACUUCAACAAAGUUUAGUGCUCUUCCAGUAUGGUUGUUGGCCUUCAGAUUUACGGUCGCUAUUUAUUAAGUCACUUUUAUUUGAGACAUACAUGUAUUCUUAUGCAUACUUGCUAGGUAUAGUUAACCUGAAAAACUUCAGUCAUAAACUAUGAAACAGUCAAGCUUGUAUCUGUUGACUGUUGUAUUUGUAAUUUGCAUACAUUCAUUUUUAUUAAUGAACCUAUGAAAUGGGAAAAAAUCCAUGGAAAAAUGCACUGGAAAAAAAUUAUCCUACAUCAUAAGGAAGAAAUGCAUGUUUUGAGCCAUAAUAUGUUAUGAUUUGGUAUGCUAGGAAAGGGCCAUGUUGCCAGAAUUAAAGCACUUCAUGGGUAAAUACGUUGUGAUUCUGUGCAAUGAGUGGGCAGUGACUACCCCCUUAACACUAUAAGUUGAUUGGCUAGAAAUACCCCAAUGGUCAGAGAAUUCUGCAGAGGUGAUAUAACAUAGCAUCUCAGAGGUUAAGCCUUAGUUCAAAUCUUGCAUGAUAUAUGAAUUCCGUUAGCUGUGUCCGUGUUCUUAGCCUUGGCUUCUCACUGGUAAUUUGGUAGUAACAAUACUAAUUUACAGGAUAUUUUAAGCAUUACUGUAUAAUAUAUAUGAUGUGUUCUGAAUGCUAAAUGUACGUGUAGUUUUACUCCAUUGAUUUUCUCUCUUUUCUUCUUUUUUGGUAUGGCAAGGGAAAGACCAAAUGCCGAAGUGUAAGGAGAAGUGAGCAGUUUGCAAGAUACCCUGUGGAUAAAUGUUCGUUAUCCAAAGCUCUGCUCAGAGAAGAAAAUGUGCUUUAUGAUUGAUCAGCUCCAUAUGGCUCAAGCAAUGGCUGCUGGCUGCCCAAAUCAUGCAUGAUGUACAUGUCCUGCAGAGCUUGUUGGUAGGAUCUCUUCCCCAGCUGUCACCUUCAUUUGUGUGGAUUUUUAAUGCGAACCCCUUUAAAAGAUCAGGACUACAGCGAGCCAUGGCCACCACAAACCCUCUGGAGAACCUCCAGGUGGAAGCCAGCUGCUCCGUCUGCCUGGAAUACCUGAAAGACCCUGUGAUCAUUGACUGUGGUCACAACUUUUGCCGGGUAUGCAUCACCCGCUGGUGGGAGGACCUAAACCGGGACUUCCCCUGUCCUGUCUGCCGCAAGACUUUCCGCCACCGCACUCUGAAGCCCAACCGGCAGCUGGGCAACAUGGUAGAGAUAGCCAAGCAGCUGCAGGUCACAAACAAGCGCAAGGUACGGGACGAGAACUUGUGCGAAAAGCACAACGAAGUGCUUCGGCUCUUCUGCAAGGAGGACCAGGAGGCUGUUUGCUUAGUGUGUGAGAUCUCCCAUGAACACCGCUCACACACAGUUGUGUCCCUGGAUGACGCCUCCCAGGAAUACAAGGAAAAGAUGCAGAAGUGCUUGGAACCCUUAGAACGAAAACUGCAGGAGAUCGCCCACUGCAAAUCUCGGGAAGAGAAGAAGCCUGGAGAGCUCAAGCGGAAGGUCGAGGAUCGCCGCCAGCUCAUCAUCAGUGAGUUUGAGGAGUUGCACUUGUUUCUGGCAGAGGAGCAAGAAGUGCUGAUGCGGCGCCUGGAGAAUGAGGAGAAGGAGAUCCUGCAGAAGUUGAAGGACAAUGUGGCUGAGCUCUCUGAGCAACGAGUCGCCCUCAACAGCCUCACCAUAGAGAUUGAGGAGAAAUGCCUGCAGUCGGGCAUGGAGAUGCUCAAGGAUGUGAAGACCACUCUUGAAAGGUGCGAAAAGGCCCAGGCCCAGGAGCUGACCCAGGUCUCCAUUGAGCUGGAGAAGAAUUUCUGCAAUUUCCCCAGGCAGUACUUUGUUCUGCGUAAAAUAAUAAAGAGGCUAACAGGAGAUUUGACCCUUGACCCUGAGACAGCCCACCCCAACCUUGUGCUUUCUGAGGACCGCAAAAGUGUCAAGUUUGUGGAGCAGCGCUUGCGAGACCUGCCCGACAGCCCAAGACGCUUCACCAUCUACCCAUGUGUCUUGGCUACGGAGGGCUUCACCUCAGGCCGCCACUACUGGGAGGUGGAAGUAGGCGAAAAGACCCACUGGGCCCUGGGGGUUUGCAAUGACUCGGUCAGCCGUAAAGGGGAGACCACCUCCCUGCCUGAGACUGGCUAUUGGCGGGUGAGGCUGUUCAAUGGGGACAAGUACGCAGCCACAACGACCCCCUUCACCCCACUCAAUGUUGCCACCAAGCCCAAGCGAGUGGGAGUCUUCCUGGACUACGAGGCUGGCAAGCUCUCCUUCUACAAUGUGACGGACCGUUCCCACAUCUACACUUUUACCGACACUUUCACUGAGAAGCUUUGGCCCUUUUUCUACCCGGGGAUCCGUGCCGGCCGGAAGAAUGCUGCUCCCCUAAUCAUUCGGCCUCCCACGGACUGGGAGUGACAAAAUGACUAAGCUCUCCCAUUAGGAUCAGUCCUCAGAUGUGAAGAGGGAGUUUUAAUAACUUGGCUUCUCAAGAGAGGCGGGAGGAGAAAGCCUGGAACAGUAACCUGGGGUCCAAGCAUAACAUCAUGCCCAGUCCAGAAAAAUAUUCCCCAGGAGGAAAAGUGCUGAGGCUUUGAGCAGACAGCAUGUUCCACGGUGGGCUUCACGUUUUCUUCAAGGAAUGUCACCGUAGGGGAGGAAAGGAGAAGUUCUCAUUAGCGCUUGGAAGGAGCUUCGGAGCAGGCCAAGUUUCACCGGGGCCAGUGAAGAAAUCCGUUCCUUCUGUGAUCCUAGCCCUUUGAUGUGUAGGGGGGAUGCCAUCGGAGACGACAUCACUUUAACCUCGCUGGGUUGUUUGGCGAAAAGCCAUACUAUUUGCAUGAGCUGUGGGCAGAGCGAGUCAGAAGCAUGCGUGAGUGUGAGGGCGGCAGCUCCGUGUGCCAUUGAGCAUGGCAGGGGGAUGCUGUGGAGGCCGUGGAGGGAAGCGACCCCUGUGUGAAGGGGUUUGGGUGGAUCAUUCAUUCUUGCAUGCACAGACCAUGGAAACACCUUGUUCCAAUCCCCUGCAGCUUGUUCUUUGCUGGCAGCCAGGGGGUGUGUAGGCAGCCGCCCUGUCCCACCUUGAUAGGGUGCUGUCGUGCACAGAUAUGAGGAGAGAAAGGAAACCAGGCCCAGAUUUUUUCCUCUGAGGGACCUCAGUGCCCCUUGAAGGGAGGCCACUGCUGUGGGCCGCACAGUCACCUGAGGUUUCGAUACCUGCUGGUGGAUCUUGGUUGCAAAGAUGAGUCUUGAAACAGAGCUUUGGAUUCAGCCCUACAGGGGAUUGCUGCCUCAUCCUGCUUUUAAGGCCGGAAUUCGGGCAUCCGUGGUCGUACCAGAAGGGUCAGUGCAUGCUACCUCCAGCUCAUAGCGGGCAAGCCACUUUUUGUUUUGCGCAUGGCAGUUCCUGUCUGUGAGCCACCUGGCCCCAGACCACCGUCACGGCAUCCUGCGAGCAUCACCUGAACAGGAUGUGCUGGGAGUUUUUUGCAUGUGGACACUGCAGCAAAUGCCACUUGGCCUUCCUCUGCAGGAAGCCACAGCAAGCCAGAGAAGCCGCCACAGUGUGCUGCACAUUCCAGUGCAGUGGCCUCAGGUGAGGUUUGAAUGUCUUCCAGUAGUUCACAUCAGUCAAGAAAAAAGCCCCUUUCCUGCCCGUUUCAUGCAGGCGCUCGCUGCAGUGGGCUGUUGGCAGGUAGGUGAGAAGAUGCUUUUCAUGUAACCUCCCCACCAUUUUGGUGCUUGUUAGGGGGGCUGCAGCUAAAUGAGUAUAAAUGAAUAAAUAUAGUUGCCCAUUCAGAGUGCAGAGAAAUCUGGCUAUUUAAUGUUACAGCAUCAUCAUGCCACCCAUGCAAUCCCUGCUUGGCUGGUAUUGCCUUAGAAGAAACCCAUUUUGUUUCGGGUUUUCAAAGGGGGAAAUGGAGCUGGAGCUGCAGACCAAUGAAAGAAGCAGCUGUGAUCAUAUGGCCAAAAACGGGAACUGGAGGGGUGUGUGUGAGUGAGUGAGUGACAUCCAUGAUACGUCAUGACUGACUUAAGCCAUAGCAUCUGUGGGCUCCAAACCUUCUAAAUACUCAACUCCUGACCAGGGGGUACAAUGUUGGGUGAGCCUGGCCAGCAUGGGAUACGCAAGGGCUAAGCAACCCUGCUAUAAUCCUAGAACAGGCCUCUGUAGCUUGUUUACCCGCACACAGGCGUUAAGCGAUGGGACAGCAUAUAAAAACUCCAAAUAAAUAAACCCCACCAGCCCGGUGUACCAGACGUAGCAAGCAGGGGCUGCACCUGCAGGAUGGCAUCCCCAGGUGUUUCAAUUAAUAGUCCUGAUUUAAUUAAGCCAACAUGAGCUUUGUCAUGUGAAGAGCCCCUAUGCUUGUAUGUACCUCUUUCUCCUGCCCCCUUGCCCGUAAAGGUCCAUCCGAAAUUUUAGUGCAAUCACAUCCUAGGAGAUACUGUUGGACCUAGCUGAGAGGCCAGUGCUAUGUCCCAUUUAGUUAAGAAAGCAGUAAAUGAAGCAGAAGAGAAACACAUGGAAGAAAAGCAGAGCGGUUUUAACCGGUUUUAAACUGAUUCCAGAGGAAUCCCAUUAUUUCAUGAGGCGACUAAGGGCACAGUUUUACUGUAUGCAUCCUCAGUGCUUGUAACACUCAAAAAUCAGAGGCUUGCAAGCAUCCAGUGCAGAGUGGGAGAAGCAGCAGAGGCCAUUUCACCCUCCCCACAUCUCGACUCUGCAUUUCAGCUGCUGAGGUGCUUCGGGGAGGGAGGGAAGGCAGCCCCAGUGGCCCCAGAAUACCACCUUCAACCCUCUCCAAGACUGAAUUCCUCACCUCAGAGUGGCAACUUGCCUUUGUUUGCUCUGCACAAUCUGCAGGAAGCUUGAAGCACCGUCUCUGACUUCAGAUCUGACAGGGAUCUGGAUUAUCCUGUGGCUGCCCAGAUGAUGUCCAGGGCUGCAGGAUCAUUCCUUAAGCAAGUACUUCAAAAACUGCAUGGGAACCCGGCUAGUUAAUACAAGGGUUGUUUUAGGAAUUACCACAGCACUAAACUUUUGACUGCUUCCCAAAUGCAGUGCUGUCUUAAAUUUUUUUAACGAUUUUCAAAUUUUAAGAUACGUGAGAAAAACAGGCAAGAUUUGUGUGCAAUAAGAGGAGAUUUUGUGUUUGGCUAAUCCCCAGACUUAACUAAUUGGAGUGGGAGAGAGCAGUUGGAGGCCUGCUUCAGUAGCUGAAGCACGGUUGGGUGUCUAAAAUGUAUGUGAGGAGCAUGCACUUGGGAGUAGAGUGCCUGCAGCAGACCAGGAUUCAGAUGCCUUUUCAGCUGGAUUCCUGCUGAAGGCCCUUUCAGCCUCUCCAGGACACUGGGCCAUGCUGGCUGGGUGCAGUGGAGCCACAAGGGAGGCAGGUGGGGAAUGCUGCUCUGGCUUCCAGGUUGGUUAGGGUAAGCAAGCCCCUCCCAGGAAUGCCCUGGUGAGCCUCAUUUAAGUUUUGCUGGCCAACAGGGAAAGGAGGAUCAACAGGUCUGUUAGACUGCUCUUACAUGAUAAUGUCCCGCAGUUGCACAGUUGGCUUUGUAUACAGGUGUGUGCGUGUGCGUGUGUGUCUAUACAGCUGAGGACACUUUGGUUUGGGUACGUCAAGCCCUGAAAUAUGAGUUGGCUGGGAAUUCUUUGGCAACCCACAGCUUUAGUGCAAGAUACUUGUGUUAUGGCUUUUUAAGUUAAUAAAAUCUCCUGUUUUGAUUGACAACAA
Molecule: messenger RNA, 7513 nt
Organism: Varanus komodoensis (Komodo dragon)
Lineage: Eukaryota; Metazoa; Chordata; Lepidosauria; Squamata; Varanidae
Product: E3 ubiquitin-protein ligase TRIM39-like
Exons: 9
Coding region: 2640-4187 (515 amino acids)
Molecular function (GO): protein binding; zinc ion binding
Source: RefSeq, a predicted model, not a curated record